Messenger RNA from Pectinophora gossypiella (pink bollworm), 473 nucleotides. RefSeq names its product endocuticle structural glycoprotein SgAbd-2-like. The record is from RefSeq and is a predicted model, not a curated record. The transcript is spliced from 3 exons. NCBI's taxonomy places the organism in Eukaryota, Metazoa, Arthropoda, Insecta, Lepidoptera, Gelechiidae. The coding region runs from base 141 to 473 and encodes 110 amino acids.
UUUACUUUCCGCGCUUUUCUCAUUGCGAAGUCCUUGAUUACGUUGUCAUACGACAGGAUCCGUGCUAUGUCGCGUUCAAUCGACAAAAUCGCUAGGCCAGACAAUCUUUCUUGGCCCAUCGUCGAGCGCAGUUUGUAGUAAUGAGCUGUCUAUGUGCGCUGGCGACGGCCGCGCCUGCGCUCCACGACCCCGCGCUUAGGGAACUGCCGGCGCUAAGGCAUGAGGAGGUGCACGACGAGUUCGGCCAGUAUGCGCUACGGUACAUUACUGCUGAGAACACGGUGGUAUCGGAGCGGGGUCACUUAGUUCCUAGUUCCAAUGGUGGCUACGUGAUGGAGAUCGAGGGUCAGUACCAGUUCCUCGGUGACGACGGCCAGGUGUACGUGACGAGGUACCGCGGGGGACCAGACGGCUUCCACGUCGACGGUGACCAUCUACCGCAGCCCGUGCCUGUACCAGCUGCAACUCUGUGA